Messenger RNA from Mesoplodon densirostris (Blainville's beaked whale), 5659 nucleotides. RefSeq names its product TNF superfamily member 15 (gene TNFSF15). Gene Ontology annotation, molecular function: tumor necrosis factor receptor binding. Gene Ontology annotation, biological process: immune response. Gene Ontology annotation, cellular component: membrane. The transcript has 4 exons. The record is from RefSeq and is a predicted model, not a curated record. The coding region runs from base 68 to 838 and encodes 256 amino acids. Lineage: Eukaryota; Metazoa; Chordata; Mammalia; Artiodactyla; Ziphiidae.
GCUUCUAUUUAAUGGCGGGUCUCUCUGUCCUGAAGGAGUUAGAGGCAACUCUAAGACCAUCAGGGGCAUGGCAGUGGAUCUAGGGCCGGGCUUUGGGGACACAGCCAGCGUUGAAAUGCUGCCCGAGGACGGCGGCUGCGGGCCCAAGGCCAGAGCUGGGCUCGCAUCCAGGAGCAACAGUGCACGCUGGGCUCUGACCUGCUGCCUUGUGUUGCUCCCCAUCCUGGCAGGACUCACCGCCUACCUGCUCAUUGGCCAGCUCCGGGCCCAAGGAGAGGACUGUGUGUUCCAGACUCCAAAAGGACCGGAGCUUGGACCUUCACAUCAGCGAUCUUACGCACCUCCUGGAGCCGGUGGGGAUAAGCCAAGGGCACACCUGACAGUUGUGAGACAAACUCCCACGCAGUCCUUGAAAAAUCAGUUCCCAGCUCUGCACUGGGAACAUGAACUUGGUUUGGCCUUCACCAAGAACCGGAUGAACUACACCAACAAAUUCCUGGUGAUCCCAGAGUCGGGAGACUACUUUGUUUACUCCCAGGUCACAUUCCGAGGGACCACGUCCGAGUGUGGGGAAAUCAGCCAAGGGAGCCGACUAAACAAGCCAGACUCCAUCAUCGUGGUCAUCACCAAGGUAACCGACAGCUACCCUGAGCCGACCCAGCUCCUAAUGGGGACCAAGUCAGUGUGUGAAAUAGGCAGCAACUGGUUCCAACCCAUCUACCUAGGGGCCAUGUUCUUCUUGAAUGAAGGGGACAAGCUGAUGGUGAACGUCAGUGACAUCUCUUUGGUGGAUUACACAAAAGAAGAUAAAACCUUCUUCGGAGCCUUCUUGCUAUAGUAGCAAGGCAGAUGUCAUUGUGUGAAGGUCCUCUGCCUCUUAGCUCCUAAUUUUCCUCAUUCAUAUGUAAUUAUAACUAGAAGGUUUUUUUGGAACAUCCAUAGAGACAGUGGUUAAGCCAUGAAAUUUAGGGGCCCAAAGUUCACACUUUAUGUGCCUUACUGAUGAGAAUCCUAAUUGGAAAAAGGCAUAAGAGAACAGACCUAUUAUCAUGGUUGCUUGGAAGAGUGGUGAGUUUCUAAACAUUAAAACACUGAUCAUCAGAUGAAUGGAACAUUUCCACGCCUUCCUACUACACAUUUGUCACCAGAGGGCCCAGAUACUGUUCAAUUUUAUUAUGAAGCAUUUGCUUCAGUUCAGGAGCCUUAAAAACAAAAUCUAACGCCCUAGAAAACAGUAUAAACCCUUCAGAGGCAAAAUCCUAGGUCAGUUCCUCUAAACACAUACUUUAAUGCCUUGCCUAAAAAAAUGAAAAGAGAGCUGAUAUUUCACACAAAUGUUCUCAAAAAAAGAAACUGAUUUUCACGCCAUCUAUAGCAAGUGAGAAAAACUACCUUUCUCUUUACUAUGUACACAUGCAUCAAAACAAGCAAGUGUGAGUUCCACAUGUAUAUGUCAAAAUACAUACAACAAUAGCAUCUAUUCAGAACAGUGUUCUUGAGCGCCUUUUAUGUGUGUGCUACCUUAACCCAAAAGACGCUAUGAAGACUGAGACAGACUCUACCCAAAUGUAUAUGAAUACCACUAGAUGGCUUCUGGUCAAAUAUUGCUCAACAUAUUCCAAGGACUAAUUCUAAGUCCUAACAGGUCAGACACUGUUACAGAAGAUUUCUGAAGCUCUCCUGACUACGUAAUGUAACCAGCUGAUUAGGUCACUCAAAAAACUUGAAGACAGAGUUCUAGCUAACAGACCAAUUAUAUAACAAACUUGACUGAUGCCAAGAGACAAUGGACUUAUUCCCUGGGGGGGAAAUAUCAGUCACCAAAUCUGGAGAUGUUAACCAAGAUCUGCUUUGAGGUUUGAUUCACAACUUUAUUCGCAGAGUGUUAUAUGGGUAUUUUUCUCUUAAAAUAUUCAAAGGGAUUUAAAUGUGAAAUUGGCUAAUCAGCCCAGCCAAGGCAUCUUUCCUGAAGAAGAGGCUGAACAUUGAGAAGGUCCUUGCAUUGCUUCAAUGAGUUCAUAUCCUCUAAUCUGUAUGAGUUUCCUGCACUCAUAUGUCAAGGGUUGGAGAGGCAUUUCUGCUCUCUUAGCCUCUGUUGACUUGUCUGUAAAGGAGGAAUCCACCAAUCUGUUUCCCAGGAUCAAAUGAGCUCAUGGGGAUGAAACAUGCUAACUUCGAGCAUUCUGGGAAGUCUGAGAGCAUGUCAGUGUGACAUGCGGAGUGACCUCCAGCACCUUGGCCUCUAUAAUAAAUGUUCUCUAUAAUUAUAUUUUUAUAUAUUUUAUAUUAUAAUUAAAUAAAAAUUAAUUUCUGAUUUCUGAGUUGGGGGGUUAAGGUUCUAAAGCCCUCAGCUUCUCAAAACAGUCAGCACAGGCCCAGCAUGAGCACACAGCAGGGUACGGUCACCUCCACCUGGUUCAGAAGUGACUUCACAACGGAAGUGAAGCCUGAGUGACUCCUGAAAGGAGGUAGGCAGGCAGCGGAUGGCCUCAGGGAAAGGGCAUCUCAGACAGACUAAUUACCCUUUACUUAAAGCAGAAAGGAAAGGUUUCUCAGUAACUACAAACCCAGCUUGAUGAGAGAACGUUUCCUCAACCGACUCCUAGAACAAUAUUUACUGUUAAAUCAGGAAUGCUUUAUCAAUGACUCUAGUCUGGCUCCAAGAUCAGAACACACACCCUAUUAGGGAAAUAAAAUGUUCUGCAUGAGCGCACCCAGCAACUUGGGAUAUGGCAAAGGAUCUGCAGGCGUAGAAGAGUCCAGAGGGGCCUGCUCACCUUCCCCUCCACUGAAAGGAACCCCUAUACCAAGGGCCCUCAAACCUUCCCUCUGGUCCACAGGGAAUCUGGUGAAUUUGGAAGUUUAUCCAACAAAUAGGAAUUUCCUACUAUCCUAGAGGACUUGAGGCUUUGGAAAAAUCCCUGCCACAUAUUUGUUUUGCUCCUGUCAUAAGCUUGUUUAUUGAAGGUUGUAUUGUGUUCAAGUCUUCACUGCUGAAUUUGUUAAAUUCUCUCUGAUAUUUCUUUUACUGUUCAGAUAGGCCCAGCCAGACGUUCCUAGUGGAGCUCAAGUCAGAACUUCUGUUUCCUAGGCAUUAUGUCCAUAGCAAAAAUUAGCAUACUAGUUGGGAGAAUGAGGUGGGAGAAUGCUUUUUAAGAAUGUGAUGGUCCCCUAAAAGGAGUAAAUGGGGUACAUCCAAAGAUUUGGAAGGGAAAAAGGAGCAUAUUCACGUGCUUUAGAAAAUAAUUUAGGGAGAAAAUGUUUUACCGAUUCAAUGUCUCUGAAAAGGCUGAAUUCAAAUCAAUUCCACAAACACUUACUGAGUACCUACUUGCCCUGGGGAUACAAAGAUAAAUUAUUUUAGUAUCAGACGUAUUCAUUCUAACUGCUUAGCACCUCCAUUGUCUGCAGAUCCUUUAAUUUAUUUUGGUUGUAUUAGCUAAUUAAUUAGCUAACUUUAGACACAUGGCUAUUUUCUCAUUACAAAAAUGGGUGCCAUUUGAUGAAGGAUGAUCAUUAACAAAAUGACUUGUGUUUACUCUAAGUGGUUUUUUAAAUAGCUAUUCAAGGAUAGUUCUCCAUAAAUAAAAGGGGAGAAAAUAAAGAUACUUUCUAUGCUAAAAUCCAUUAUUUAAGCUACAUGUAGAGAAAGGUUUAUUAUCUCCUGGACUAGAGUUUGGCCAUCAACACCCAUGUAAAUAUUAGAACUUUAUGGAUAACCCAGAUGUUUUGAAAAGCCUGUGUUUCUCAGCCAAUACAGGAGCCAUGAUCAAAAUGCAUGGGGUCACUAGUAUUUUGACCCUGGUUUAGAUCUGUUUGGAACAAAAUUGCUUAAGCUACUAAAAUUCCUAGAUUUUUUUGACUAACAUACUGUGGAAUGUGAAAAAGUACACUUUCACAUCCUGAAAGGUGUCUGGUUCAGUUCAAUAACUAGGCAUGCCAGAGCCCUUGGCUCUAUUUCAGUCUAGGCUAUGUCACCGCAGAGGAAAUUCCACCUCUGUGAUCGUCAAUAACCCCUCUGGAUUAUAAAAGUUCAACUAGCUCACUGUGCACACGGCAGGUGUGUUGCCAAGUUUCUCUCGCAAGGUAUUUUCCCAAGUCCUCUCCCUGUCGUGUUUCCAUGAUUGUGACAUUGGGAAUUAAUUCUUCAGCACAGGACUCUCUACACGCUACACCUUGCAAAACACAUGCAGAAGCCACUCGCCUCAAGACUUCUUACUCUCCCAGGACCCAGAGUCCUGGAAGUAUUCUGCCAUUUUUAGAAGAAAUUUUUUAAACGAUGUACCGCUGUCCUGGAUAUUGAGAGCUAUUGCAUCACACUGGCAGCUGGGCCUGGGAAGAAUUCAGUGGACUAUUAACCCCUGAACGCUUUUGCUCCAGCAGUGAGAGAGUGAGGUUCAGAGUAGUCACAUCUAUGCCCUGCUCCACUCUGUCAACCAUAUUUACAACUUUCCAAGCUCUGAGACACAUUUGCCCCCUGCCAUCCCUUCCAUCACCCAUUUUAAGAAGAAAAUACCAUACCAGCUCAGACAGAACUUACUUGUUCAGUAUCACACAAUGAGUUAAUGGUGAUCUAGAGCUAGGAUACUAUUCCCCUGAAUCAUAGUCUUAGGCUCACCCAAUUACCUUCUGCUCUUAUUAAAUAGUAAUAAAUAAUAACUGGAGGAGAAAUUGGAGGAAGACAUGAGAAAUAUUAUCAAAUAGCUAUGGGGUGAUGUAGAAAGGGGGAAGAAAUUUCUUCCAUGUCUCCCUAGAGGAAAAAGCUAGGGCUAAUAAGUUGAAGUUACAGGGUUACCAUUUCUGGCUUGAUAUCCAAAGGAACUUUCCACCCCAAAAUAGAAUGUCCCCAGAUAGUGAUUGCUCAGUCCCAGGAGACAUUCAAGCAAAGGGCUCAUCUCAAGGCUUUUGUGGAAACCAUUCCUUCACUGAGGUGAGAGACAGGAUUGAGCCAAAGGAUUUCUGAGGUCUUUUCCAAAUCUUUGAUUACAUGGUCAUUUUUCAAUUGACUUCUGUGUGUUCUAUUUGAUCAUUAAGAAGCUGGCCGGUCUUGUCAAGAGUUCAGGACUUCUAGCCUAGAAGUGGUUGCCAUUUCCCACUUGUUCAGAGAUUGUCCAACACAAGUGACUCUGAGAUGUUGACCGAUAGAGCACGUCAUGGAAUUUUAGAGCUGACGGGAUCUGCAGAGCUUAUCUGCUCCAAGUUACAUCAUUUUAAGGAUGAAGGAAGCAAGGCUCAGAAAGGUGAUGUAAAUGGCCCAAUGCCAGACAGUAGCUAGUAGCAGUGUGAGGCUAGAAUGCAUAUCUCCUGACACCCAGCCCAGCAAUCUUUCCAUGUCAUCCAUGACUCAGUUCUUUUCUUGAGCAUAUGUCACAUGGCAGCAUUUACCUAGAUGCUGGAGAGCCAAGGCAAGAGGGGGUAUGACAGGCAAGUCCCACUAUCAUGUUGCAUAUGCGUUCAGGAGGAAGGAGACACAAAAUGUUGAGUAAAUAAAGUAGCUGAACUUAAUCAGAUGACUUUAUUUGUAAAGUCAUUAAAAUAUGUAACUUCCCCCCUUUUGUUUCAGGGGUGAAAAGAUUAAAUAAGUAUAGGUGUUUAUAUGGUUUUAAUGAUAAGCCCCAUGUGCUUUUAUUGAUUUUAUGUUUUAUGUUAAAACAUCACA